GAGCGGUUUGUGCGGUUUAUUCUUCACAGAGGAACUCUCAUUGUCUCGUGGUGUGUGUUAAUCAUACACUGAUGCAGGGCGUUUGGCCUCACCCUUUCACUUGAUAGCUGGCCUCUCUGCUCGCUCUCUCCACAGGAACCAUGACUGCUAUAAGUGUCAAGGUGAAGAGAGGCUCUUCACCACAGAGGAAACCUCGCUCCCACUUAUUGGAAGUCCUGGUCCGCAGCCUGAUAAUCCUGUGCACAGCCCUAUCCGUUGUCCUCUCCUCCAUAGCCGUGUGUGAUGGACACUGGCUUCAUGUAUCCAGGGGAGGCAUUUUGGGCCUGUGGAGCUUCUGCACCAUGGAGACAGGUGUGACCAAUGAUGAACCUGGAAAGAGUGCAACUCCAGUGGGUGGUAAUGCCAGAACAGCAGCUAGAGAUCUGAUAGAUCAGGACCAAGUAGCCCUUGGUGGACCCAGAGCUCUAGUCCUCUUGAAUUGCACCACCCUGCUGGCUCAGACUGGUACCACUGGUUUGAAGUGGGGUCUGGGCCUGUGUCGCUUUGCAGUCUCCUUGGCUGUGGUAGCUGCCAUCUUCAGUCUGGAGCUCCACGUGGUGUCCCAGGUGAGCGAGGGCCGGGAUGCAUCUCGUCGAUGGGUGCUUGGGUCAGUCCUGGUGCUGGUGGCAGCGUUCAUGUCUGUGACGGGUGUGGUCAUGUUCGUAGCUCUGGUUUGGGAGUAUGUGUCGCUGAUGGGCUUCACCCUCACCUUCUGGUGCCAGCUUGCUGCAGCCUUCUUCUUCUUCCUCAGCGGGAUGGCAGCUCGCCAUAUCCAUCAUAUGAAUGUGCCAGCUCCACCUAGUGGCUUGUUGGGGAAAUGCUAG
Molecule: messenger RNA, 863 nt
Organism: Myripristis murdjan (pinecone soldierfish)
Lineage: Eukaryota; Metazoa; Chordata; Actinopteri; Holocentriformes; Holocentridae
Gene: tmem37
Product: transmembrane protein 37
Exons: 2
Coding region: 141-863 (240 amino acids)
Cellular component (GO): membrane
Molecular function (GO): voltage-gated monoatomic ion channel activity; calcium channel activity
Source: RefSeq, a predicted model, not a curated record